Messenger RNA from Hydatigera taeniaeformis, 819 nucleotides. The record is from the annotation of a GenBank genome assembly. Lineage: Eukaryota; Metazoa; Platyhelminthes; Cestoda; Cyclophyllidea; Taeniidae.
AUGAUUCUGGACGAAGACCUUCUCACUUUUUUAAACAUUUCUAUUCUUCCUCAGGUCUAUGACACAAUCGCCGGGUCCUUCAGUGAUUCCCGCUAUGCUCCUUGGCCGGGCGUAAUGCGCUUCUUAAAAUCUCUUCCUCCGGGUUCGUGGGGUGCGGAUAUUGGCUGUGGCAAUGGAAAGUAUCUUGUCGCUGUAGCUCAGAAUAAUCUUUUGCUUUCGCCCCUACUUGCUUCUGAUACUAGCAUUCGAUUGCUAGACCAUGUUCGGGGUCGAGGUUUCGACGCUGUUGCUGCCAACCUUCUCGCACUUCCCUAUCGUUCUGGUUUACUAGAUUUCUUUAUCUGUGUAGCUGUUUUGCAUCACUUGGCAACGCCACAGCGCCGUCUAGAUGGUAUUAAAUCAAUGGCUUCAUUGUUGAAAGGUGGUGGUCUCGGCCUGAUUCAAGUUUGGGCGAAAGAUCAACACUGGAAAGGAAAGUCGACAAUGUACCUCAAAAGUGGGAAAUUUGAAUCCACAGAGGGGGUUGUUAUGGAGGAAGUUGCGGUUCCAGGAGGUGGUAAAAUUCCAUUGCAAAAAUUGCGCACUCCCUUUGUUGCAACUGAUGUUCUCCUACCUUGGAAUGCAGUAAAUAAGAAAGUUGAGACUCCAAACAAGGUUGCCUUAAUGCGCUACUACCAUGUUUUUGAGACUGGUGAACUAGAAAACCUGAUUGCUCAAGUGUCUUGCCUAGAACUUGUUGAAAGUGUAUAUGAACAGGGAAACUGGUCUGCGAUUGUGCGAAAAAUUGAACCCACGCUAGGGGAGAAUAAUAAUGAAUAA